This is a messenger RNA of Saprolegnia diclina VS20, 1233 nucleotides long. RefSeq lists its product as hypothetical. Lineage: Eukaryota; Oomycota; Saprolegniomycetes; Saprolegniales; Saprolegniaceae. The transcript is spliced from 4 exons. Gene Ontology annotation, molecular function: ATP binding; protein kinase activity. Bases 1 to 1233 code for a protein of 410 amino acids. The record is from RefSeq and is a predicted model, not a curated record. Gene Ontology annotation, biological process: protein phosphorylation.
AUGCCGUUCUGGACGGCCCCCGAGAUGCUCCGGAAAGGCCAAACCUACACGGACAAGGCCGACAUGUACUCGUUUGGCGUCAUUUUGAUCGAGCUGGAGACGCUGCAGCUGCCGUACGCGACGCAGGACAGUGACGACGGCACCUUUCGUGGCGACGUGCGCGAUGGAAGCAGCCGAAUGCAGUACGCGGCGGUCGUGCCCGCCGCCGUCGCGCAGCCAUCGACUGUGCACUGGAACAAGCGGUCGGUCGUCUUGAGCGCCAUCAUGUUUCUCAACGUAGCCAUCAUGCCGCUCAAGGCCUACAUCUCCGAGCCCUUGCCUUCCUUGUCGAGCGAGAGUAGCACGUCGCUGCCACCGGCGUGUCGAGAGGGCAACAUGGCGGUCUGUACCUCGGACUUGCUAGCUUUUUUUCACAACCAAACCCAUCAAGUGGCCAACACGCACUUCUUUGCCAGCACCGCCUUUGACCUCUACCACGAAACGUUGCCCCAAGCACCCAGCCCUCCGCUCGUCGCCAGCGACCUCCCAUACUAUGUCAUUUACACCUACGACCAGACGAAGUUUGCGUCUCAAUUGGUGGCCAACGCUUCGGUGCCAGCACCGCUGGCAGCCACGUCGCGGCUGCUCAACGUAUCCAUCUUUUACCACGCCCUCUGGACUCGAAGACGCAACGACACGUCAGUCGUCGACUACUACGUUGGCAUUCACCGCACGACGCCCGUGACAGCGUGGGUCACCUUCAAGCUCGUGGCGCGCUGCGUCCUAGUCUUGUAUCUCGUGCGAUGUAUGUGGCGCGACUACUACCGCCACUGCCUUACCCUCGCCACCAACCUCCGACUCUAUGGAAUCGAGAAUGCCAAGCACCUGCCGGACACCGCGGCGCAAAUCGUCAAGUAUCAAGAUGUCAAGCACAAGUGGGGUCUCUUGCUCUGUCUCUGGCCCCACAAAGGCGUGCAAAGAGCGGGCGGCAGUGUCCACUGCCUCUUUGCAACGCGCCCCGAGGCCAAAGCGGUCGUUGGCUUGAGUCAAACCGGCACCGACUGCUUCAUCGUGUACCACACUGACGCCAAGACGACCCACUGCGUGCGCGUGAGCCUCUUGCCAAGCAUCGAUCUGCACCGCCUUCUUAAAGAAAUCAAAACAAAUAAGGACGCGGCCGUUGGGCACGUGGAUCUGGGCGCGCCGACGCCCAGCGUCUACACUGGGGCGAAUGCGUCGCCGUGGGUGAUGUAA